Fusarium odoratissimum NRRL 54006 is the source of this 6767-nucleotide messenger RNA. Its product is annotated as minichromosome maintenance protein 6. The coding region runs from base 132 to 3005 and encodes 957 amino acids. The transcript has 3 exons. The record is from RefSeq and is a predicted model, not a curated record. NCBI's taxonomy places the organism in Eukaryota, Fungi, Ascomycota, Sordariomycetes, Hypocreales, Nectriaceae. Gene Ontology annotation, biological process: mitotic DNA replication; double-strand break repair via break-induced replication; DNA replication initiation. Gene Ontology annotation, molecular function: single-stranded DNA binding; ATP binding; single-stranded 3'-5' DNA helicase activity. Gene Ontology annotation, cellular component: MCM complex; nucleus.
CAACUAAAAUCUCCCCUCGACAUUCAACAAUCAAUUCAUCUAUCAAGACUCGGUCAACCAAACCAUUGCGUGCAUCGUCACUUGUCAACUGUCAAACCGGUACAGACGAUCACUAUAAUUCAAGCGCCGCAAUGGCUACUCCCUCGAGCGAUGCCGGCUUCAUGAUGUCGGAUGCCCCCUCGCGGGCUGCCCCGACCCCUAGACGCAAUAUGGGUUUCCCCUCGUCUUCCUCAGCACGCCCACGAGGGCCUCCUUCAGAGAAUAUGGGUGCCCCAAGCGAUGAUGAGGGUGAUGGAUUUGCGGAUGAUCAGGUUCCACGAAGCUCAAGGAUCCCGAAUUCUACUGAGAUCAGUCGUGUUGAGGACAGAAUUGGCCUGCUGGUUCAGGAACACUUUGAGUCCUUCAUCGAGAACUUUGCCGAGGACCCUAUCAGUGCCCCAACACCAAGCGCGCCUACACCCAGCGCUGUCACUACAGACAAGUACUAUGUUGCCCAGAUCAAAGGCAUGCGCACAUACUCGCUCUCGACAUUCUACGUCGACUAUAGACAUCUGGCUGCAUGGGAGAAUGGCAGUUUGGCGGAUGGUGUCAUGCGCCAAUACUAUCGAUUCCUCCCCUUUCUCACCGCUGCUUUACACAACAUGAUUGCAAAGUACGAGCCUAUGUACUUCCGCGAACAUCGCCAGCCCACAGCCUCAAGCAAUCUCACGACUUCUGCGGCCAGUCAUCUCGGCUCUGCCAGCCAAUCCGAGUCGUCACACCGCAAGAAUGAGCACCAACAAACCGACAAGCUCUUCUCUAUCGCAUUCUACAACUUGCCUCUAGUUUCCAGAGUCCGUGCCCUUCGAGCCGCCAACAUUGGCCAGCUUCUUUCUAUCUCUGGAACAGUCACUCGGACAUCCGAAGUCCGUCCCGAGUUGUCUGUCGCUACUUUCACCUGCGAGGCCUGUCGCACAGUUGUGCCAAAUGUUGAGCAGACCUUUCGAUACACAGAACCUACCCAAUGCCCCAACUCGACAUGCCAGAACCGUGUGGCCUGGCAACUUGACAUUCGUCGCAGUACCUUCGUCGAUUGGCAGAAGGUUCGAAUUCAGGAGAACAGUUCCGAGAUUCCUACAGGCAGCAUGCCUCGAACUAUGGACGUUAUUCUGCGUGGUGAAAUUGUUGAUCGCGCCAAGGCUGGAGAGAAGUGCAUCUUCACUGGUGCCCUGAUCGUCGUUCCUGAUGUCAGCCAACUCGGCCUUCCAGGAUUGCGACCGACUGCUAUCCGUGACGACCGUAAUGCGCCUAGAGGAGCCGAUGCUGGUGGAAGUGGAAUCAGCGGUCUCAAGGCUCUGGGUGUACGAGACUUGACAUAUCGUCUUGCCUUCCUUGCCUGCAUGGUGAACCCAGACACUUCAACAUCUGGCCAGUCGGCUGCCAGUGGCGCUGCCGAUGUUGUCAAUGCUUUGACACAGAACACAGCCAACGAGGGAGAGCAGUCAGUGGAAGAUGCUCAAGCUGCUGUUCUAGCGUCCAUGAACCCCUCUGAAAUUGAGGACCUGCGAGCAAUGGUCCACGGUGACCAUAUCUAUUCCCGUCUUGUGCAAUCUAUUGCUCCCAUGGUCUACGGCCAUGAGGUCGUUAAGAAGGGUCUGCUGCUCCAGCUCAUGUCUGGUGUCCCCAAGAGCACGGCUGAGGGUAUGCAACUUCGAGGUGAUAUCAACAUUUGCAUUGUCGGUGAUCCUUCUACUUCCAAGUCCCAGUUCUUGAAAUACGUGUGCUCUUUUGCGCCCCGUGCUGUUUACACCAGUGGCAAGGCAUCGUCUGCCGCCGGUCUUACUGCUGCGGUAGUCAAGGAUGAAGAGACAGGCGAAUUUACUAUCGAGGCUGGUGCGCUCAUGUUGGCAGACAAUGGCGUCUGCGCUAUUGAUGAGUUCGACAAGAUGGAUAUCGCAGAUCAAGUCGCCAUCCACGAAGCUAUGGAACAGCAGACCAUCUCGAUCGCAAAGGCCGGUAUUCAAGCCACGCUGAAUGCCCGAACCAGUAUUCUUGCAGCUGCUAACCCUGUUGGUGGUCGUUACAACCGCAAGACGACCCUCCGCUCCAACAUCAACAUGUCGGCACCUAUCAUGUCUCGUUUCGACCUCUUCUUUGUUGUCCUCGACGAGUGUAACGAACAAGUCGACCGCCACUUGGCAGAGCACAUUGUUGGUAUCCACCAGUUGCGUGACGAGGCUGUUGAGCCCGAGUUCAGCACAGAACAACUUCAGCGAUACAUUCGUUUUGCAAAGACUUUCCGACCUGAGUUCACUGACGAGGCCAAGGAUGUCCUCGUGGAGAAGUACAAGGAACUUCGCGCCGACGAUGCUCAAGGAGGCGUGGGCAAAAACUCGUACCGAAUUACAGUCCGUCAGCUCGAGAGUAUGAUUCGUCUCUCCGAGGCUAUUGCCAAGGUCAACUGUGUGGAAGAGAUUAGCUCUGAGAUGGUUGUCGAGGCCUACAACCUCCUGCGACAGAGUAUCAUCUCCGUGGAGCACGAUGACGUUGAGGUGUACGACGAAGAACCCGAAGAAGAUAGCGAGACACUUCUCCGUGCCGCUGAUGCUGCUUCCGGCCGUGGCCAAGAACACGACGCAGUCAUGGAGGAAGAUGACACACAGCCUGGCCGUAGCAGUGUUGCCCCUGAAAGAAGGAAGCAAACCAUCACAUACGACAAUUACAUCAAGAUGGUCAACAUGUUUGUUCAGCAUAUUACCGAUGCUGAGGUCGGUAACCUCGAAGGUGUUAACGGCGAUGAAUUGGUCAACUGGUACCUCGAGCAGAAGGAGGAUGAGCUCCAAGGUGAGGACGAUUAUCACCGAGAAAAAGCUCUCGCCAACAUGGUGCUCAAAAAGAUGGUCAAGGAAAACAUCCUCAUGGCUCUCCGCGGCGAAGGCCUCACAGAUGGUGACGCAAGCUCUUCAACAGAUCCCUCCCAAAUUAUGUAUAUUGUGCACCCCAACUGUGCGGUCGAGGAAGUCUAAUUAUCUGUCUAAAACAAACGAGAAAUUAUAAAUGGAAGGAGGCUAAUAUGCACGUCAUGACUUAACGCCUUGGAAGACGGGCGUUUUAGGAGUUUGUGAUACUACAUUGUCGACUUGUUUCAUCUUAUUGUGAGCGACUGUAUAUCAUCGGAUGAGUGGAAUUUUAGAAGGGGAUCUUGUUACGAGGAUGUUGAAUAUGAUAGAUACCAUUAAUGUACAAACAUUAUAUGAACAACAUGGCAAAUAAGUGUGGCAUACAUGUAGCGAUUACAUCUCAUCUCACAACAUCAUCAGCACCAUAUAGUGAUAUACCAGGGACAUUCACUUGAGGCACUUAAAAUUCGCGAAAUUUGUAUGAUUGAUCAAUCGUCUGUCUGACAGAGCCUCGUACGCACUCGUUGAUUUCGUCAAGGCGUAGAAACGCUCAUCGUUCCCAUCAUAGUGAUCUCUCUCCAUAAGUCCGUUGCGGCUGUUUCUGAUUUCCAGGUUUAUCUGAUCCAGUUCCUUCAUACAAGAAGUACAAAAUAAGAAGGGGAAAAAACCUAGCACAUUCGAUUAUCGCGAACCCAGUCCCGACCCAAAGUAAAGCAGGUCAUCGAACUUGUUACUCAGACGCCGUCCUCCCUUCCCCUGUCAUCGAGAACAUGGCGCAUGUUUCAAUUGGUUUGGGUUGUAUGUGGCCCUUGAAGAGCCUGUCAAGUCCCCCCUUCCAGGCGAUCCUAUCAUUUUCACAAAAAGCAAUGCCCGCCAUGUAUGCUUUUAUGAAGACAAAACAGAGCCCCAGUGUUAUAAAGGGAGAUGAAGAAAAAACAGAAAAAAGGUAUAGCGUGUUUAACAUGUGCUUAAGAAGCAAAUGCUAGCACGUUGAGAAAGCCUGCAGUAUAUGGCUGUGCAGACAAUUUAUGUAGAAGCUCAUUCCAUGAUAUCCUGAAGACGGACAUCGGAAUGGUGGGGGUCGCUAUGUACUGGGAGGUGAGACCAAUGCAUCAGCAGGUAAAGCGAUAAACACAAGAUGCGCUGCGAGUAUUAUGUAAUAGACUGAGGAUGGCGUCAGGCCGGUGUCUCGGCCGGUUUCCUCCAGCUUGCUUUGCUUUCCUAAGCAGCCAAAGAAGCAGGAUUACUUGGGGCGCGACCCCAGUCAGAACCUCGACCGCGGUAGCUACCACGGCCUCCUCGACCUGAGCUUGUUGGGGGAUGCUCUCCUCGUGAGCUCGACACAUCUCGCUUGCCUCCUCGACGUUCAUAGCCAGAGCCCCGGUUUCUGGGACCACCUCGUCCUUGCAAACCUCGACCACCUCGAGUUGCUGAGAAAGGAAUAGUGACAGUUCUGGCUUCUUGCAUAUUAGGAAACAUGAUUCUCAUAACAUUGCCGCCGCCAACAACGUCGGCAGAGAAGUAGUAUGGUUCCAUAACAGUUGGCUGAACUGCAAAUUUCUUCGGCAGAGGCUUGUUUGGUGCUAAUGCCGGCUGCCAAGCGGCUUCGGGGGCCUUGUGUGGUAGUCGAAUUUGAGGUAAUGACCCCAUCUCUUGCUCUUCAAAACAUUCCUCGGCCAUGGGUUUGGUGACAGGUGACAAGAGGCUCUUGUCAAAACGGGCGGGAGCUGAAACAUUGUUCCUAGGUAGAGAAACCGUGGCUGAGUCGUGGUGAGCAACAUGGUCCAGAGCACUCUUGCUUGCAGGGUCGACGCCAAUUGACCUUUGGGGUGGAGAUCUUGAACUAUUACCAAGCAAACUGUUAAUUCGGUUCUGCCACUUCUCUUGAGAAGACUCCCCGGCCGUCAAUGGUGCACGAUUGGGGCUCACAGGGCCCCGAGCGACUUCCUUGAAGGAUGGUGGGUGCGCCCAGCCGAACUGUACACGAUUUGGGGGAGGUUGUGAGGCCGCCAUAGAUGGGGGUAGCUUCACCACAGGGUGAGGCUUUGGAAGCGACACAUGAGGUUUCAUAACAUCACCCUCGUAAGCUGGGUGGCCUUCCAUCGUGGGUGGCGGGGGGGUUGGCGAUUUGGAUCGCGAUGGCUCAUUUUCGUUGAUUCUAUCAUGCGAGUCUCUCGUAGGGAAGAAUCGAGAUGUGCGGUUCUGUGAAGCUCCGGCCUGGCCUGGCACUCCGCCUCCCACCACUCCAACGUUAUUAGGAUCCUCCUUUGCAUCAUCACCAGGGCUCCUCCAGGGGCCAGCUGGCUGUGCUUCUUGAGGACCAAUAGCGCGUCUUGUACCAUCACCGGGAGCAUGAACCUGGCGCCAUGUAUCUUUGAUGACCGGUUGGGCAUCCUCAAGACUAACACCACGUUCAGCAAGUAGGCGAUCGCGCUCAACCCGCUCUGCUAAUCGGCUAGCGCUCAGUUGUUUAUCUUUUUCACCGACGGCAGUAAUCCACUUGCUUGCCACAUCAGAUCCUGCCGGAGGAUGAGGACCAGAGGAGCUGUAUCGUGAAGGUCCAGAACCGAUUGGGGCUGGGGGUUGAGGUCGGGCUUGAGAAGGUUGUCGUGGAUUAUUGGGAGGGGCGAUAGGUGAUGGCCCCUUGUUUCCUUGAGAACCAGGGCGAUUAUCCAGAGGUGCACGACCGAUAUCGGUGUUAAAUGUGCCGUUACCGAGGCCUCGAUCGUUAUUAGGUGACCCCCAAACAUUACUUCGGGGCUGCGAACCUGUACCCCAAUUUGACACAGCUCUGUCCUGGCGUGAUGCUGCAGCUGCCCCCCAAAGCUCACUAGGCUUGGCUUCUUGGCUGUGAGAUACACGCCUCGCCGCUGGCGCUGUGCCCUGAGUGUGUCCAACUUUAGCAUCAGAAUCUUGAGGUUGCUGUCGAGCUGACGAAGCUGUUGCAGAGUGGUCACCAUCCUGCUGCAAUUGUGUAGGAGUUUGGUUUGCCGCGCUACUAUGGUCACGUUGUUGAAUAUGUGUUGGGUGUGAAGCAUCGUCAGACUUCUCUGCGGGCUCCUUCUUCUCGGUCUUCUUCUCUGGCGCAGGCCCCAUAGCAUCCAACUUUUUCUGAAUGCGCUCCCGACGUUCAGCUUCCUCACGGGCUUCUUCUUCUUGGCGUCGUUUCCUAGCUAACUCGACACGUUCUCGCAUGAGCUUCUUCUGAUAUUCGACCUCUUCGCUAGCAGGUUGAAGGGGAGGGGGUGGACCGGCAACUUGCUCAGGAAGAGGUGCAGGGUGGUGUGGUUGCGCAAAGGCAGGAUUUGGAGAACCUCGAGGAGGCAUCCAGCUAGAAUGAUGUUGCCCCCUUGGUGGGCCAUGCGCUGAGGCUGAAAGAUUGGGGGAGACGAGGCCAUCAACGGAACCAACGAAAGACGGUCUACGGCCUUCCUGUAAUUCGUGAGGGGGCAGGGGCACUUCACCUCCCUUAUUCAUACGCUGCAUAAAUGAGCCGCUUCCGCCACUAACAUUAGAUGAUCCUCGUCUUCUAGCGAAAGGAGGUUCCUGAGAAACUCUAUUGGUCUGGAAAGCACCCGAGGGUUCAGCUGGAUAAUCCGGUUGGGGUGGUCGCUGUAAUAGGGAAGGAUGAUGCCUUGGAUGCUGUUCCAUUCUCAUCGAACCACGUCGAUUGUCGUGUACAGGUUCGUAGCGGCCAGAAUGGGAGUUAAACAAUUCCCGGCCUCCGUGAGAUGAACUGUCUCUCCAACGAUUGAAAUCAUCCGCCGCAAAUUCUUUUGGAGGCGGCGGAGUCAUGCCCUUAUUAUGUGGCGGUCUAGCAAGACUGGCCUGUUCUGGAAUAGGUGAAGCCUUCUCGACCGGAGGUAGAGGCGCCCACGGGGACUUGAC